AUGCCGCCCCCGCCGACGGUCAGCUUCAUCGAUGCGGUGAGGCAGCGCUACGGCUCUGCCGACGACAACACGGAGGAGCCGCUCGGUGAGGCCUUUGCGCAGGACAAGAAAUGGCUGUUUGUGGGCGUGCAGCAGACGCGCGUGAAGCAGAGCCGCCACGAUCGACUCACCCUUGUCGUGCUGCGCAACUGUGGCAUCAACGUGGCCAUGCAGGAGCCGAGCGCCACCACGGCCGCAGGCGGCGGCCCAAAAGAGCUGCAGGAAGCGAACAUGGUCCGGCUAGAGGAGCUGGACCUGUCAGAGAACACGGCGCUCUCGCUAACCGAGGUUGGCAAGCUCAUGCCCUACCUCCCACGCCUGGCAACACUGCAGCUGUGCAGCAUACCGGGCCUGCUUCAGAUGGCACCACCGGCGACGGCGGCACUCUCGUCGUCGCACCUGUCGAAGCUCGUUUUAAACAACACCGGCUUCCGCUCCCUGGCGCAGCUGCGCGCUCUCGUCGAGUUGCCACAACUCAAGGAGCUGCACUUGGACUCCAACAAGCUCACCUCGCUCGACGUUGUCGUCGCCCCACCGCCGGCGUCGCCAGGGCCAGCGGAGGGGAUGGCGGCAAACGACUCUGGCGCUGGUGCAGCAGCCGGCGAGGUUGUCUUUCCUCAUGUCACGACUCUGAGCCUUGCGCACAACGAGUUGUCGGACUGGAGAGCCAUCGGUGUGGCCGUCGCGCAGGUCUUCCCGGCACUCACGCAGCUGUACCUAACCGACAACAAGCUCGAAGACCUUGUACUGCCGGAGACCCUCGUCGCACGCGCGGCUGCCGGUGUGGCCCUCACAGCAGAGCUGGAAGACGGUGGUGUGCUGCAGCCGUACCGCUACCUUCGCCCACUAACGCUACUGUGCCUGAAGGACAACGCUACGUUGUGCAACACCAGCACGGUAGACGCCGUGCGCAUCCUCUGCCCGAAGCUCGCCACCUUCCGCAUCACGUAUAGCACGCUGCUUCCCACAUGGAAUGAAGCCAGCAGUCGCAUGUACGUCGUGGCCGCGCUGCCGACGAUCACGCUGCUAAACCGCGGCACCGUGCGGGCCAAGGAGCGGCUGGACUCGGAGCUGCUGUACAUCCAGCGUGGGCUGCUUCAGCGUCAGAUGGAUGAGGAGUCGCGUGGCGGAGCCAACAAGGUGAGCGACUCCGCCACGGCCGCACCCCUUCCGCGCAUCGCGUACCCGCUCGUCGAUGUACUCAAGGAGAAGCACAAGGACGUCGUGCUCGCCAUCCAGCGCGACGGCGACACCGCGACGACGACGGGCGCCAGCUACGUCAUGAUUACCGUCACUUUUCACUUCGUGAACGGUUACGCCGCCGCCGCCGCCACGACGUCUUCGUCGAGCCCGAUGACGACGCACACGUCGACGCUGCCGAGCACGUUGACAGUGGCGAAGCUGAAGGCGCUGGUUCAAAAGGUCUUUCAAGUACAGCCGGUCAACCAGCGGCUCAGCUACCGCAGCGGCGACGACGGUGUGCUGGAGCUGCAGACGCCGCUGGACAACGAGCUAGAAACGCUUGGGUACUACGGAGUGUCCGACGGGUCCAUCAUCUACGUCGAGGACGCCUCGCUGCGGUAA
Molecule: messenger RNA, 1623 nt
Organism: Leishmania mexicana MHOM/GT/2001/U1103
Lineage: Eukaryota; Euglenozoa; Kinetoplastea; Trypanosomatida; Trypanosomatidae
Exons: 1
Coding region: 1-1623 (540 amino acids)
Molecular function (GO): protein binding
Source: RefSeq, a predicted model, not a curated record